This is a messenger RNA of Diaporthe citri, 5127 nucleotides long. RefSeq lists its product as uncharacterized. The transcript is spliced from 5 exons. The record is from RefSeq and is a predicted model, not a curated record. The coding region runs from base 1 to 5127 and encodes 1708 amino acids. NCBI's taxonomy places the organism in Eukaryota, Fungi, Ascomycota, Sordariomycetes, Diaporthales, Diaporthaceae.
AUGUCCGCUCAGCUCCUCGCGACGGAGCUCCACAACCUCAUAACUGAGAGCAAGCGAAAACACCAGGACCUGAGACAGGCUGCCGAGAAGUCCCUCGAGGAGCUCAAGAGCAUUCGCGUGAGCGAGGCUCAGUUCGGACGUGAGCUCUCACAAAAGGUCAACUUUGUCAAUCCUUUCAUAAUAGCAUGUGGCACCAAGAACGCAAAGUUCACAGGCAUAGCUAUCGUCUGUCUGCAGCGGCUCAUCGUUUCUAAAGCCCUCCCACGGUCCAAGCUUAGCCCCGUCCUCGAGGCGCUCCGGGAGGCAACCUCUGCUGGUCUCGAUGUUCAGCUCAAGAUCCUCCAAGCCCUGCCUUCCCUUCUGCAGAAUUAUUCCACAGACAUAAAGGAUGACCUUCUGGUGACUGCAUUGAACAUAUGCUUCAUCCUACAGUCCAGCAAAAAUGCCAUCGUCAACAACACCUCUGCCGCAACGCUGCAGCAGCUGAUCGUCACCGUCUUCGACAAAGUUGUUGCAGAGGAUAAAAUCCCGGACGCUCCUUUUGUCGGAGAAGCCCCUGCAGAGGAUGGGGACGUUCAGCUCAGGGCAGCGGCGCUGGACGCCUUCCGCGUGUUCAACGAUCUCUGUCUCCUCACGCAAUCUCAACGUCCCGAGUACCUCAGGUUCUAUGGACUCCCGCAGACUUUUGGUCUCGAGCUGAUAGAAUCGGCCCUGACCAACCACGGUGCCAUAUUUGCAACCCAUCCCGAGCAGGUUCACAUUCUGCGCACCAAGGUUAUGCCUUUCAUUAUCCAGACUCUUUCCGGGAAGCCACACUUUGCUGCCUCGGUUAGGCUGUUUCGCAUCUUAUACACACUCCUCAGGCGUCAUGUUGCAUUGAUACCGAAAGAGAGUGAGGAGGCUUUGGACAUCCUCACCAAGAUACUGGACCAAGACACGACGUUGUGGAAAAGAUCGUUAUGCAUGGAAGUCUUCAGGGGUAUCUUCGCCGAGCCAGCGCUGGUUCGACGCAUCUUCAGGAUGUAUGACGCCAAAGAAGGUGAAAAGGACAUUCUCAAGACUUUGACUGCAACUUUUGUCCGAGUCAGCACGGAGAAGCCGGUUGUGAUUGGGCUCGGUCAUCAGUCAACAAUCCCCGUGGCCAACCCAUACUCUACCUCUGCCGAUCAAGCCGUGCUCGAUGCCAGCGGCGUUAGUGUCUCUGUGAUAGCAGGCGUUGGGGGCGGUGUUCAUGACACAGGCAUCAGCACGCAAUGGAGCUCCAUGCGUGUGCCCUGCAUUGACCAACUCGAUAAGACUGACCCUCCUGCCAUACCUGAGUCCUACGUGUACAGCCUGACGCUUGCUUGUAUCACAUCACUGUCUGAAGGUCUGGCCAAGUUCAUCCUGCCCCUGACUGCGCCAAGCGACAGAAGCCGGAGGCGUGGCAAGGGCUUGCCGGGCGAAGGAGGCAGCGAUGAUCGGAAGAACCCGAUCUCUGUCAACCCGCUGGCUCUCAAGGAGCACCCACUGUAUGCAGACGUGGAAAGUUGUGCAGCUAUCAUCGAGGAAUGUUGGCCGGCAAUCCUGGCAACAUGUUCGGCCUUCCUAUACGCCGCCCUCGACUCUGAAUACUACCAUGGUCUGGUCAGGGCUUUCCAAAGAUUUGCUCACGUGGCUGGGCUGCUGCAGCUAGCGACUCCAAGAGACGCCUUCUUGACCACACUUGGGAAGGCUGCCGUUCCUCCGAAUGUCUUCACCGCGUGCAUAAAUUCUGGGCAGUCUCGACAAUCCGCGCCCCCUCCCGCGCCCGAGCCAACGGAACAGAAUACUCGAAAUCUACUAUGCCUGAGGGCUCUGUUGAAUCUGGGCAUCGCUCUGGGACCCACCUUGUCGGCAUCAUGGCAAAUCGUCCUUGAGACACUGCAACAAGCUGAUUUUGUUUUAUUUACGACCGGCAAGACUGCUGGUAGGACACCCACAGCUGCCAAAGGGCCAGAUCCCAACGCGGAUAAAGAGGCCAACGCUCUGCUGGCAAAUUUCGGCGUCGAGGUCAAGGCUGUUGAGACCGCAGCGUCAAGACUAUUCGAAAGCACCAUUGAUUUCCCCAACAACGCAUUUUUAGAGGUUGUCAACGCGGUGUGUUCGCUUCUCGAGAAACGGCCAGCAUCAGAGUUUCCUUUCAACGGGAGAGAAAGUCGGCCAGAAACAAUACCGGAAGAUGAAAUCCCUUCUAACCUUCCAUCGCCGACUUCGCAACAUAGAAAAGUGUCAGGCAUAAAUAUGGCGUCUGGCCCAGUUCAGCCGGACCAGUUCGCACUGGCCAAGCUAGGCGACCUUGCCAGCAUCAACCUCGAGAGGCUCCUGGCACACCCACCCGAUGUAUCUGGCUGGAAGCCUUUGGUAUCGGAACUCAACACUGCGCUGAGUGCCACCUCCGUAUCAGCCCCUGUUAGAACACGGGCCGCGGAGAUCCUGGUGAGACUGAUUUUGGAAGCUGCCAAUGCAACGGCGACGCAGCCGGAGGACGUUCGUGGCACGAUCCAACUGCGCCUCCUCGAGGCAUUCAGAGAUGCCCUCCUCCCGCUGCAGUCGGGGGAGCGAGACGUGUCAGUUACGAAUCACUCUACAGAUAUCGAGAUCCAUAGGGUGAUCCUCGAAGGUCUUAAGACCAUCCUCGAAAACUGUGGUGAGAGCCUAACCAAUGGCUGGCACCUAACUUUCGAAAUCAUCGACAGCAUCUUCCCGGACAGCGUCUCUGGAUCCGAAAAGAAGCAGACUGGCACCACGCUUUCGACGAGGUCGACCAAACUGAUCAAGGCGUCAUUCGGCUCGCUCCAGCUCAUCUGCUCCGACUUCUUGUCUUCGUUGCCGAAUACGUGUUUUCUGCAACUUGUCGACACCCUAUAUAAGUUCUGCUCGCAAGACGAUGACCUCAAUGUUGCACUCACUACGGUAACGUUUUUCUGGGCAAUAUCGGAUUUCCUGUCCGAGAAGAGUAAUUCCAUGUCCAUCACCGAGGACAUGAUAGGCGGUGGAAAAGACGAAGCGCUGAUUGCACUGGCCUCGCAUCCCGAAAAAGAUGGUUCUAGCGCAGCUCUUUGGAUGCUGCUACUUCUGCGUUUGACCGCAGUGACGGCUGAUCAACGUUUGGAACUCCGGAACAGUGCCAUUCAAACACUCCUUCGUAUCAUACACGCCUAUGGAAGCACUCUGGGACCGCAGGCUUGGUCAAUAUGUACCAAGUAUGUUAUCUUCAAACUGCUUUCUUCGAUUGAAGAGAGACUCCAAGCGGUGAGAGAAGAUGGCGUUAAAGACGACAUACGAUCGGAGUGGAACGAGACCGCUGUCGUCAUUGUGCAGGGCGUCUCAAAUCUGCUCGCCAACUACUUGGACGUGCUGACGUCUUACCCUGCUUUCACGGCUCUGUGGCAAGACCUGAUCAACCACUAUGCCGCAUUGAUUGACUUCAGAGCGCUUGACAUCAAUAGCGCAACAUUCUCCAGUUUAGGAGACAUUCUCUCCAAAUGCGAAGAAUCCCCCAAGUCGAGCUUCGAUAAGAGGACCAUCGAUCUAGUCUGGGAUCUUUGGUCUCGAGGCAUCCCAGCAGGCGAACAGACGAGCGAUGGUAACUUCGACGACAGGCAGAAAUGCUUGAUGUCUUGGGUCGAAGCUUUGUUGGAGCUUUACCGACUCAUCCAAGCUGAUCUAACCUUGGAAAGGGUCAAGCGGAUGCUCAGCCUAUUACGAGACGCUAUGCAACAGGCCCAGCCUGGUUCCUACGCCAGUGAUAUCGAAUAUCUGACCCCGCUGCAAGGUCGAAUCCUAGAGGUCUUCAAACUCUUGCGGACAGACAUAUCCGGUGUCCCGUCAGCUAUUAUCACUCAGGUUGCAGACUUUGUUGCGCUCGCUUUUGAUGAAGAGAGAGCACAUCAGCCUGCAACGUCAAAGCGUACCUACAUCGCCAUGGCCAAGGAGAGCAUGAAUAUUCUCCACCAUCACGUCGUUUCAAAUGCAACAGACGCAGACAUCUACGUGAGCGGCGCAUUUUCGAACGCUUUGACGGCUCUUUCAAAGCCGAUCACUCUCAAGUAUGAUUACCGGAUUGUGACCAAGUCAGAACAGCCGUGGAAGAUGGCGACCACCACCGUCUUGGCAUUACUGGAAUCUACUCUGCCACAGGUGAAGGCAGCCAAGAUCUCGCAAGCUACGGUACAGGAGAUCUGGGAUGUCAUAGUCGAUAUCUCGAACGGAUUCAUAAAAGCCAACUACAACAAUGCCUCUGCAAACGCAGACAUUGCAGGGGAUCAGGAAUUUGACAUUGUGUCUUUCCGGGCUCUCAAGGAGCUGAUCAUCCCAUCGCUCGGUUCUGAUUCAAUAUCCGACAAGACGCGUCGAGCAUACGCUGAAGGUCUAUUCCGGACAUCAAUUAUACACGCACCGGCACCAUCAGAGGCAGAGAUCAUCUUCGGAGGCAACCAGGAAAGGACCGAGGGCAUGGAUCAGGCCUUAGCCGCCCUCUAUAAGCCCCGCAAUGGACGCACAAUCGACCCACGGCCGACACUGCGGAGGGAGAUGAGCUACGUCUGUCUGGAUGAGCUCUUUGACAUUGUCUCAUUACACGACCCGAGCGCCGCCGGCCCGGAGAUUACCUUGCAGCCACCAACGCCUCGCUUUCCCCCUCCUGGCGCCUCAGCUGCCGGGCCACUUGAUCCGUUAAAAUCGCCUGUGCCUGACACGACCGGCACCGGCGGCGCUCCGGGAAGCCGCAAGGCAGUUGCCGUGAAGGAACCUUCCCAUGACCUCCAUGUCCGCUUGGCACGCACAGCAGCGCCGUACCUGAUUCUCCGCUGUGCCUUGACCCUGCGAGCAUACGUGGCCGACCAGCCCCUGCGCGGGCGUAUGCCACAGCCGCUCUCGCAGAGGCAGGAGCUGGAGCGGAUCCUGCGAUGCCUUAUAGAGCUGCAGAGCGAGCCUGAAGCCAUCCCUGGCUUCUCACAAGUAACCAGCGAAAGGGGCAGACACUUGUACAGCCUGUACCCCUUGUUGGUGAAGGCGGCCAUGGUGAACCCGGGCGAUGACAAAGUCAUUGGGCUGGUCACGGCUUCGUUGGACGCAGUAGGCCGUGAGUUGGGUUUGGGCGUGUAA